CAUUUAUGUAAACAAUUUUUGAUUGUAAAUGUAAAAUGAUCAUUUACGUUAAAAAUCAAGACUUUCCUCAUAGAACAUUUGUAUUGUCUCUUAGUAGACAAGAUAAGGUAGCCAGAUUUCGAGCACAUCUUUUACAUAUUUUAUAUGAUAUUGGUAAAGAUGAUCACCAAUUUAAGUUGCGAUACAAAGGAGAGAUGUUACGUGAUGCUGAUUAUCUAGGAGAUUAUGAUAUCAAUGAUAAUGCUAUAGUUUCAAUGAUACCAACUGAUAGUCAAAUGGAGAGAAUAUAUAGUCUGAUGACAUUGGCAAGUCAACCUUCAACUAUUGAUUUACAUACUGGACAACCACCAAAUAUAAAAGAUGCUUUAAAUCAAGAAAUCAAACAUUUUGAUAAAAGAGAGAAGUAUCUCAGUGAUUUUAAGGCUCUGUUGUAUAUUAAUACAUUAGUAAUAUUAAUGGCAGUAUUGACAGUAUAUUGGUAUUCUGUUGCCUGGACAGGAUUGUUAUUUCUUUUGGCUAUGCUAUUUGUACCUACAUAUACACGUAUUGGUGGUUUUGUUGGAAGUAAUACUCAUUGGAGGAAGUAUUAUUGUGUUUUAUUUAAUAUUGGAGCUGUGAUAUGUUUGGCUAUAGCAUUAUAUUUCUCAAUUAUAACCUGGACAACAAUUGUGAAUCAUGGUUGUAAAGACUGGAUGUUUGUUGAUGAUUGUUCCCAUCGUCAAGUCUUUUCUGCCGUAUUAUAUACAAUUCAUUCAGUGUUGCUUAUAAUAUCUACAGUCAUUGUGUGUUUACUUUUAGUGAACUUUAGAGUGGAGACUGGAGAUUUUAUUGAGAAAUAUUUGGUUCAAGAGAAAGAUAUAGAAAAGGUUGUUAUUAUUGCUCGAACUGGAAGGAUGAAAGAAAGAAGACAAGCAGCCUAUGACUUGGCCACUCUGGCAGCUUCAAGUAAUGAAAAUAAGCUAUUAAUAGCAGCUGAAGGAGGUCUACAAGUAUUGGAAACUCUAACAUUAAAUAAGGAUUCUUCAACACAAGAGAGUUCUUUAGAAGCAUUGGGUGAACUAUUAAUUGUACCCUCAAUACAGGAAAUAUUUCUAAGGUCUGGAGGGUGUCGUUCAUUAUUAACAGCACUGAAUUCUCCAAACCAGAGAGUCAUGUACGAAGCAGCUAACGCUCUUUAUACCAUUGUGUCAGAAUCAGAAGACAACAAACAGGCCCUUAUUCAAGGUCAUGGCAUAGAAGAUUUAGCCCAUGCUGGUCGUGAAGGUAAAGUCACAUGUCAACGUGUUAUUGCUGGUAUAUUGUUAGAACUAACAUUUAAUAGUGAAAUUAGAGCUCAAUUGUCAUCAACUAAUACAUUAGUUGAAGUUUUGACAGAGCUUUGUAAAAGUCAAGAUCUGGACACUAAAAGAUUUGCUCUGCAGUCUCUAGAAUUAAUGGCAAUUGAGAAUUGUGAUUUAGUUUGUUCUCAGGAUAAUCUUAUAGAAAUUUUAUUGGACAUUCCUUUAAAAACUUUGGAUGAGAAACUUUAUUUAUUGGCUGCAAAAAUAUUGAUGUAUUUUACUGAGAAUAUUGAAACUUGUGAACAGUUGUUAAAUAAUACAAGUAUUAAAGAAAGUUUAGGAUUAUUUGCUAGAAGUGAGAAUCCUGUACAACAGAGAGUUGUAGCUCGAAUUAUUUUCUUGACUCUUGAAACUAGGUCUCUUAAGAUACAGGCUAUUGAUAUGAAGUUAAAUAAAAUAUUGGAAUACAUUCGAGAACAUCCUGCUGAUAGAGAAACUUGGGAUAUGGCUGAUCAAGGUUUAUCAUUGAUGAAUUCCGAGGAUGAUUUAAGUAAUCUACCAACCUUAACAACUUUAGAAAAACUGAAAAAGAUGGAAACCACCCAUGGAUUUGAUACAAGCUCAUCUGCAACUGCUGAUAGUAUAAAUAGCUCCGAUUCAGAUUUGAAAAAACAUGUUUAAGUUUAUUAUCUAAAUUAUCCAAAUACAAAUCUAGUUUUUUUGUU
Lottia gigantea (owl limpet) is the source of this 2005-nucleotide messenger RNA. RefSeq lists its product as hypothetical. Gene Ontology annotation, molecular function: protein binding. The record is from RefSeq and is a predicted model, not a curated record. The transcript has 16 exons. NCBI's taxonomy places the organism in Eukaryota, Metazoa, Mollusca, Gastropoda, Lottiidae. The coding region runs from base 36 to 1961 and encodes 641 amino acids.